AUGGAGAUGGAUGAUAGAUGCUUAUGUAGCGCGUCCCGUACGUUUGCCGUUAUGCUCGGCCGCAGACAAACUUGCAUCCUCCCGUCACUUUCUUUCUUUCCCCUGCUGCUCCACCCAUGAAGCAGGACGCAGGGCGAAUGCGUGCCACUGUUCCGGAGCGCGUCGUGAUCGCUUAUUUAUCCGUCUGAUAAAUGGUUUUGGAGCUCGCCGCGCCCGCCGGUGCAGGCCCUGCGCUCCAGCGCUGCAUCCCGCACAUCCAGCGGGUUUUCCGGGUCAGAGUGAGCUGCAGCGCCGCCGAGUCCAGCUGCGACAGCCCCAACGCCGGUUCCAGUAUCAUCGUAAACAUCGAGGACGGCAAGGAGGAAGAUUGCACUAAAGCUAAAGAGUACAUUGUGUCGCUAAUCAGUCCUGUGCAUAAGCACCGUGAGCGGUUGACUCUGUGGCUGCAGCGGCGACUGCAUGCCCUACGUGCAGCAAUUGAGUACGAAAGCUGCGCCGUGGUGCAGGUGAGGGACCAUGCACUGGAGCUUCAGGGAGGUCAUGCACAGGUAACAGCUGCAUGCGCUAUGCUGCAGCGCCUGAAGAUGGAGCACCGCGGCUGCCGCGACCCCCAGCCCUCACCCGCAGCCGCCGGUCACGAGUCUCCAGAAGAAGAGGAGGAGGAAGAGGAUGAAGAAGCUGGCGAAGAAGGAAGUAGUUCGGAGAGCGAAGGAGAGGUGCGGCCGAGGAGUGGAAGCUCUGGAGGUGUCAGUUCAGCUGGGUCAGGAGAAUGUCCAAUAGGAAGGAGACGAGACCUGCUCAUAGCAGCCAAACCUCACCGGCAGCUGUGCCGCUCGUCCUGUUUGGACCGUCCCAGCUUCAGCCAGAGCAGCACCUUACAAGAGUUACGAGCAGAUGACACCUGCACCGACCCGUCCCAGAAAUCCCUUGCUCCUCCCUCCUCCGCAUCCCCAAUGUCCUUACGUCAAACCAGCGAUCGAGAUUAUCAAACCAAAAUGGACUUUGCUUUGAAGUUGGGCUACUCUGGAGAACAGGUGGAGUCUGUGCUGAGUAAACUGGGGGCCAAUGCGCUAAUCAAUGAUGUAUUGGCUGAGUUGGUGCGGUUAGGAAAUAAAGGAGAUCCAGAGAGUCAGACAGUAGCGGGUAGUGCCAGUUUUGCACCACGGGCAGUGGGAGCCAAAGAAGCCGUAAGCCCAGAGGCAUCGCUGGAGGAAGACUCAUCAGACACGUAUGACAACCUCCGACCAAUCGUGAUUGACGGAUCUAAUGUUGCCAUGAGCCAUGGAAACAAAGAGGUGUUCUCAUGCCUGGGCAUUCAGCUGGCUGUUGAUUGGUUUCUGGAGAAGGGCCACAAAGACAUCACAGUUUUCGUCCCAGCAUGGAGGAAAGAACAGUCAAGACCUGAUGCACCAAUCAAAGAUCAGGAGAUCCUCCGAAAAUUAGAGAAGGAAAAGAUCCUCGUCUUCACACCGUCCCGCAGAGUUCAAGGCCGGCGAGUGGUUUGCUAUGAUGACCGCUUUAUCGUCAAGCUAGCCUGUGACUCAGACGGGAUCAUUGUGUCUAAUGACAACUACAGAGACCUGCAGAACGAGAAACCGGAGUGGAAGAAAUUUAUUGAGGAGCGACUCCUCAUGUACAGCUUCGUCAACGACAAGUUCAUGCCUCCUGACGAUCCUUUAGGCAGACAUGGACCCAGUCUGGAAAACUUUCUCCGCAAACGUCCAGUGGUUCCAGAGCACAAGAAGCAGCCGUGUCCUUAUGGUCAGUACAGCAAAAGUAAGAAGUGCACGUAUGGCCAUAAGUGCAAGUACUACCACCCAGAAAGAGCCAACCAACCACAACGGGCUGUCGCAGAUGAGCUUAGAGCUUUUGCUAAACUCUCUGCUGUAAAAACCAUGAGUGAGGGGGCACUCGCAAAAUGUGGAACCUCUGGGGCUGCUAACAAGGGAGAAAGUGGCUCAGAGGCAAAGCGAGUGGCACCCAAGCGCCAGUCUGACCCCAGUAUCCGGUCGGUUGCAUGUGAGCAGGAAGAGAGACUCUGUCCAAUGCGGAAGGCAGAGGCCAGUUCUGUACCGUCUUUAGUGUCUGCUCUUAGCGUCCCCACUAUGCCACUAACAAAGAGUCAUGCAGCUGGCGCUUUGAACACACGAUCAGCUAGCAGCCCUGUUCCAGGGUCUCUGCACUUUACGCACAGCUCGCUGGAGCACGCGGGCAGUGUCCAGUAUCCCCCUAUCCUAGUCACCAAUAGCCAGGGCGCGUCUGUGGCUUACGGCGAGCCGUUUCCCAAGUACGACUCGGUUGUGAGUGACCACGGCUACUACUCCAUGCUCAGUGACUUCUCCACCAUUAGCCUCCAAGACAGUUUCUGCAGUCUUGAGCAGCCAGAGCCUGUAGGAGUGGGUGGAGGAUAUCCUGGCAGAGCUCCCAGCAUGUGCCCAGAACCCGGCCGAAGCCAUUCAUCGGACUCUUUUUCGUCCUACAGUGGAGAAAUGUACCUCAACUCAUUGGAGGGCAGUCUGGACGACAGCAUGAAAUCUGCGCCAACGCAACCUUCGGCACAAACACGCCUUCAAGCCUUUGCUCACGGUUUCCACCAUGAGGCCUUGACACGUGUGCAGAGCUAUGGUACGGAUGAGCCCAAACCCGGACCUCGGAAGCAAACCUCCGCCCACCUCGCACCACACACCCAACACCCGGUUGUUGGUGCUCGAUCCAGCUGCCCAGGAGACUACCCUCCUCUCCCCCAGAACGUGUUGCCUUCUGUCAGCCCCUCACAGCCGGGCCGAUCCUUAGGCAUGACCCGCAUGGACAGCAUUUCUGAUUCGCGGCUCUACGAGAGCAACCCUCUGCGCCAACGCCGACCGCCGCUUUGCCGAGAGCAGCAUGCCAGCUGGGACCCUUUGCCAUGUGGCAAUGAACCCUACAGUUACGGAGGCUAUGGAUUAACCGGAGGCCUCAUGCCUUGCUGUGAGAGGGUGAUGGUCCGCAGCAUGCCCGAGAAGAUGGAGCAGAUCUGGAGGUCCCCGUGGGAUAGUGUGCCGCCUCCACCCCCUGCCACUCGUGGGCCAGCAGGGGAACACCAAGAGCGGCACCCUAUUCCAGAACACCAAUAUCAAACCUACCGAAACCUCUGUAACAUCUUCCCGGCAUAUGUGGUCCAUUCGGUCAUGGAGAAGAACCCUCACAUGACCGAUCCCCAGCAGCUGGCUGCCGUCAUUGUCACUGAACUGCGCUCUUGUCACUAAGCACAUCACAGAAGGCUGCUACCAAUGAUAUAUAUGUCCUAGUGAAUGAGAGAUUGAACGCCUGGAGCAUUUCUGUUGUUGUUUAGCUUUGAGGAUCAUCCUCCAGAUGUAAUUACAACUGGAUUGGAUGUAUUGGUUAGGAGGUUGGCUAGCUUGAUAGCAUUGAUGCUGCGUUGGUUAUUAGUAUUCAGUUAAGCCAUAUGGAAACAUGGAUCUUGUACCUAAAAAGUUUAGCAUAGAAAAGAAAGAAAAAAACCUUAAAAAAAAAACAAAUAGUUUCCAAAGUCCCGCUUUCUCCACUAUUCAGCUCCUGAGAUGGGCCAUAUUGUUCUUGAGGCUUGGGUGGCCAGAAUAUUUCUCGUUCAUAAAGCCGACUUAGAAGUGUGUUCACACUGAGAGCGCAACUUCGCCUGCCAGUUCGAUGGCAGAUCUUCAGAAUGUGUUAUUUUGUGGGUGAUGAUAACAUUUAUCCUUUGAAAAAGAGUCACGUGACAGAUCUCUUUGGUAAAACCGAUCAGAAAUGAUCCUGCACAAUAUGAAUAGUAUUGUGUAUGUAUAUGUGUAUUCACUUGCAUUCGCGUGUAAAUACGACGUGAAGCUGUGGUGUAUUUUUUUAUUUUCUUCAGUGUGCUUGAUUGAUGAUGAAGUGUGAUUUUCGGAAAGGGAAUGAUCGAUCGCUUGCGUACCUCAAAGCAUGACUUCUAAGGCCUUACAUUGGAGUGACCUCAUCACACAUUAAUGUGAAUAACGCUCGGCAGUUGUGGAGGUCGCAUUUGUUUUAUACGAGCGAGCGCUGGGAUGGAGAGGUUCAAAUGUUUUUGCAAUUGGCUGGGGUGAAACUGCAAACCUGCCCUGUGUCGUUUUUGUCUCGGCUGUGCACAGAUGUGUAUUUACGAAGCCAUUUUUAAAAGAUUGAGCCAAAAAGAUAAUCAGUGUAUGUUUUUCUGAUCAGAAAGUACAAGGUAUAUCUAGUUGGAGAAGUUAUCCAUAUGUAUUUCCUAAAUGUCGUGGUUGUAUUGUAGAUUUUAAGAGAGAUGUUUGAGCAUUUGGUAAGCAUGGGCUUCAGUAAAUCUCUCCCAGACAGCAUGUUAGCACUAUGCUUGACAGAGAGCGUCACUCGCGUUCGGCUCGUCAGUCAACUAUUUUCCAGUAUUCACAAACUGGGGAGGUGGAUGUGUCUCUUUGGCAAAAUGCUCCUGUGCAGCAUCUAUUUCCUGAUUGAUGCCUAGAGACCAGUGCCCCGUUUCAUCUUCUCCGCCCUGUAAAUGAACAUAUCUUCAGGAGAGUGAAUGUUAUCAGUCCAGAGAUGCUCUGGGUGUUUUUGAAAAGACUUAAAUUGCUCCUUCGUUUUUUUUCAUGAGCACAGGUGUGGCCCCGUGGGGCCCCGUUACUGCUCGUGGGAAGGUGUGACACACUGCCUACCUGUCUUUUCCUGUGCGACACACACAUGGAACACCAGGCUGUUGUUGGGUUGUUUCUGACAUUUGGCUGACAGUUCGCUUGCUGCCUCUCUUCCGCCCCCGAUUCUGCUUCAACUUGGACACAAAGCCCAACCUCCCAGCUCUCGAAAAUGAAAACAGACUCCUCGCCUUUCUGAAGGCUAUUAAAGAUUUUUCCUCGAUAGGUUUUUCUGAAUCAUAUUUUUAGAUAUAUUUAUUUUUUAUUAGCAUGUUUUAGGCCAGAAACAUAUUUAUUGAAGCACAUGCCAGACUCCGGUGGUAUUUAUUUUUAGUUUUAAAGUAGGAUCUCCAUUGUUAAAGCUGUGAAAUUAAAGGAAGGCGAAAAUAAAUAUCAAUUUCACACUUUUAAAGUAAUUGUUCACACCAGAAUUUGCUUUUUAAAAACCAAACAACAUUGUUAUCAUUUUUUUCAGUGGAACAAUAAAGAUUUUUAGCUGAACCUUGGUGAUUUAUACAGUGCAAGUGAACGGCUACUUGCACUUAUAGAGUCAAAACUAAAGUAAAGUCUCAGCUCUGGAUGGGCAUUUGCAAAAGCUGUAGAUCAAUGGUCUCAAACUCAAUUCUUGGAGGGCCACAGCUCUGCACGGUUAGCUUCAACCCCCUUCAACUAGGAAUGCCAUGAAAUCAUUAUAGAUUUUGGUUGUACGAUUAUAGUCUGAGGAAUAAAUCACGGCUUCACAGUUAUCAUGAUUAUAAUCCAUUCAUUCAUUUUAAAACACUACUAGUGUAGAAAAUCACAAGAAAACUCCUCAUAUUUUAAAGUGUUAUUUAUUGCUGCUCAGUAACCAAAUACAGCACAAAUAAUAAUAAUAAAAACAAACAAUAGUCCAUUUCUCUAAACCUUAAAAUAAAUGGAAAAAACAGGUUUUGUCAUUUAAACAUAAGUAAUAAUUUUACGCUGAAAAUAAACGACAGAACAAUGGAUAAAUUGGAAAGCGCCAGUGAGUCGCAGCCCUUACGUGCCCUGUUUGCCGUGUGUGCAUUGCUCCCAAUAUACGCACGCAAGCCUCAUGCCUUAAUUGGAAAUAACAAACUUGCAUGCGCAAAAGAUGCAAUAUGUGAAUGGCCCUUGGUUAAUAGCCUCAGCCAUAGUUAAUCCAGUGUGUGUGUGUAUAUUAGCCUCGGUGUACAAGCAAGGAACUUUAAACUAGGUCAUUGUUGGCCUAACUUUGCUCAGUUGCAGUAGUUUUGUUCCAUGCAGAAACGUGGUGUUGAGAAGCCUUUUCAAUUAAUUAACCAUGACUAUUAAAGCGCGGUUAAUAGUGAAAUGGGUUAAUUCUUGCAUCCCUACCUUCAACUCACACCUGAUUAAUAGUCUAGUAGACUUGAACACCUUGAUUAGUUGGAUCAGCUGUGUUUGAUUAGGGUUGAAGCAAAACUGCAGAGCUGCAGCCUUCCUAAUCUACAGACUUAUGCUGUAUAUUAAACGUAGGAAAGAACAUUGUUGUCUUGUACAGACCAAACUUUUCACUUUAUAAUAUUGUUAUAGAGCUACCAGUAUUAUUCAGCUUUUGCUUUGUUUAUAUCUCUUUCCUCAAAUGGGAAGUUAACCAAAGUUUCAGCUUAAAAUCUUCUUUAAUGUACAUCUGGAGAAAUAAUCUUGAAUGCAUAAAUUGCCAGCAGGUUUUUGUGUGAACGAACCCUUUUAGAGACUUCAGUAAUAAAUACAGCACUGGCAAAACUUUAUGUACUAUGAAAUGACUUUUAAUAUAUAUAUAUGUGUAUUUAUGAGGUGAAAUUCAGCUAGAAUUAAGAUCAGUUUGAAAAUGAAUUAAAAUGAAGAAUUUUGCGAAGGAUUUUGGAUAUUUAGUAUGACGUAUGAAUUCCCUGAAAGACUUUUAUGCCUGUAAUUUGGUAAACUUUUGACCAUGACUAUGUUUCAGGCCUAAACAUGUCUUUUUUUGACCUACGUAUUUUUACAAUUGGGUCUUGCCCUUUUUUGUCCCUCUGAACCUUGGAGCCAAAAAAAAAAAGUAAAGAAAAAUCUAGAAAAAAAUAGUUUCUUAUUCAGUCUCAAAGCUUCUUUUAGUUUGUAAAUGAAUAGACUGCUACCUGCUGCUUACGCUCUGAGGUUCAGACCCCCGUGCCAUUGAGCAGCAAGCUACCACACAUCAAAUGUCCAGAAACGACCUUUUGCUUGUUGAUACAAAUUGUAUCUAUUUCUUGAUUGUAAAAAAAAUAUAUAUUUCUGAGCUGUACAGUAUCACUUAUAUGAGUAUAUAUAUAUAUAUCUAUAUAUAUUUAAAAGAAGCUUAGUUUUGUUUAAAAAAAAAAAGGAUAAAGAAAUAUAAUGCCAUAAUGUCAGUGAUACCGUGUGUCACUCGAGUAGCCCAUAGAGAUGGCUUAUUUCCUGCCGGGCAGACCACUACAGACAGGGAUCUCUCUAUCUCUAUCUUUUUCAUUUCUUUCUCCAUCAUCUCAUCCCUCUCUCACUUCUCCAUUCCUCAAAUGUGUGGUUUGAUGAUGAUCUGAAAAGCGCUAGCUUACCUCAGUGGAGCUGAACUUCUGUUUGACUGAAAGAUUUGUAGGCUUGUCAUCUCUUUCUCUCUCUGUUAAAGGUAUAGAUUCAAGAGAGACACAUUCUUACACAUCAGUGUGCUCCUAAUAUAUUUUUCCUCUGUAAAUAUUGAAGAUUAAUGUCGAACCUCUUGUAUUUGCACAGUAUUAGUGCAGUUCACAUACACACACAGUACAUUAAGACACUCUUUACCAGCUUAUCCGAACAGGAUUUCUCUCUCACACACACAUAUUAGACAACAUGGGUUGCCUUGUCAACCAGUCAGCUGAUCACAUGCUAUCAUUAGUACCAAUAUAACUAAUGUAAAAUGUUGACUAUUGUGUUCGCACUUGUGUGAAUUUAUGGUAAAUUCACCACCGUUUCACCUGUAACAUAGUUUACCAAGACAUGGAGGUGCCAUUCCAGGUUAAAGAUGAAACUUUAAUUGGAUGGAAUUUGCACAGAUUUAGUUUUUUUUAGCAAAUAGAUGAGUUUGAGCAAUGAAAGUUGACGUCAUACACACACACACACACACACAAGUGAAAUGUGAGCUUUAUUGGAGUCUCGUACUGAAAGAUGUCCACACAAACACAUGAACAUGCGCACCUCGUAACCUGCCUUAUAAUUGAAAUGACUUCUGGUUUGUGAGAGUGGAGCACAUUCUGACUGUACAGCAUUGAGCUUUUCUGUUCUCCCAAGCAGAAGCUCUAACUGAGAAGUUCUUUUCAGCUCUUAAUCUCAAUUGGCGUCUGAAUGGACAACCUUAUUUAACUGCUUGAACUGUUUUUCUGAUUACGUUUUGGCUAGAGUGUCCCAAGAAAACGUACAGGACAAAUUGAGAUGAGAAAAUAACUAGCAAAUGGGCAUUUUAGACUGUCGGAAGAGAGGUUUUCUUCUGGCUGCAGAGCUGAUGUAAUCUGUACAUGUAUGUUUUAUCGAUAUCGAAUACACCAGCUAUAACUCGCUCACACAAACACACUCUCUCACCAACAGACUGAUUCUCAGGAACUAACAGAUCUAUUCUUAUUAUUUCAGCUCCUUUAUGAAAGAUAUUAUCCUCGAUGUUUGCUCUUAUAAAAUUGCGGCGAUUUGUGAAGUAGUGUGGAUGAUCUUGAAAACGUGUUCUUAAAUUCGAGUUUUGCCGUUCAUUUAACAUUUCCCCCUCCCCCCUCUUUGUAUUGUGGGGUUUUGGCGCCUUCGCAGGUCGACCGAGUGGUCUUGACACUUUUGAGUCUCGUGCUGUGAUGAUGAUGAUGAUGAUGAUUACAUACAAUAGUAUGUUUUGCUCUCUACUGAAUGAAACGUGUUGCUUUUGAACUUGUUUUCAAUAUGACAAAAACACGAACCAAAAAAUCUAAACGAAAAGAAAGUGACAUAAGGUGGAUAAACUUUAUAACGCUUUGGGUCUGCGGACUCAAACAAAAUGUAAGUCUCAAUGACAAAAGGUGUUUGUUCCUCUCAAUAAAGCCAGACUCUAUUUGGUUAA
This is a messenger RNA of Danio aesculapii, 8688 nucleotides long. RefSeq names its product zinc finger CCCH-type containing 12B (gene zc3h12b). Gene Ontology annotation, molecular function: metal ion binding; mRNA binding; RNA endonuclease activity. The record is from RefSeq and is a predicted model, not a curated record. Gene Ontology annotation, cellular component: nucleus; cytoplasmic ribonucleoprotein granule. The transcript is spliced from 6 exons. The coding region runs from base 192 to 3245 and encodes 1017 amino acids. Lineage: Eukaryota; Metazoa; Chordata; Actinopteri; Cypriniformes; Danionidae.